Aethina tumida (small hive beetle) is the source of this 1142-nucleotide messenger RNA. RefSeq names its product ankyrin repeat and protein kinase domain-containing protein 1-like. Gene Ontology annotation, biological process: innate immune response. The transcript is spliced from 2 exons. The record is from RefSeq and is a predicted model, not a curated record. Gene Ontology annotation, cellular component: cytoplasm. Gene Ontology annotation, molecular function: protein binding. The coding region runs from base 81 to 929 and encodes 282 amino acids. NCBI's taxonomy places the organism in Eukaryota, Metazoa, Arthropoda, Insecta, Coleoptera, Nitidulidae.
AAAAAGUUGACAGUCGUUUUGACAGUUGUCAUUUUGCAGGAACCUCGUUAACGUUUUGAAACAAAAUCAACAAAAACACUAUGGAUGAAACGUUUGUGAUAUCAAUUUGUGACGACGACGACGACAACAAUAACAUCACUGAUGUGGCCCCAUCACUUGACGUCCCAAGAAAGCUUAUCAACAUUCCUGACGAGAAUGAAGAAACUCCAAUUUUCCACGCUGUUCGAUUACGAAAUUUAAAAGCCCUGCGAUCUUUAUACCUCAGUGGUGCAGACUUAAGCCACACCAACAAGCUGGAACAAUCCUUAUUGCACAUUUGUGAUGACAGAAUAAUUCUGGCACAACUUUUCAAAUACAACAUCAGCAACGUGAACAAACCUUCGAUAGAUGGAAGCACGCCAUUGCACAACGCUAUUUUUUUAUCAGACUACGACAUCGUGGAGUUAUUAUUAAAAAACAAAGCAAAAACGAACAUUACAGACGUCAAAAAACGUUCACCCCUUCAUUUGGCGGUUAUGAACGACUGCUACGAAAUAGCCGAACUGCUAAUAAACAGUGGAGCCGACGUGAAUGCGGCAGACGAGGAGAAACAAACUCCUUUGCACUAUGCGGUUCAAAUGAACCAGAAAAAUUUCGUGGACAUGUUAUUAAAGCACAAAGGGACGGUUAAGCAAACGGAUAUUGAUGGGUAUACACCUCUACAUGUUGCAGCUUGUAAGGGUAACAAACCAAUCAUCAAAAUGUUGUUGAACAGAUAUCCUAAAGGGUUGCAUCUUGUUACUUACCAAGGGGAUACUCCGUUGGAUUUAGCAGAGAGAUUUAACAAAAUGAAAGAAAUGAAUUUGGUUAUGCAGGAAUUAGGAAUGAAGAGUUUGAAGGUUGUCUGUGAUAAAGAAAAAGUGAACACAAUUAAGGGUUUCCUCAAUUAAAUCUUAAUUUUAAAAUUUUCAGGUUAUUUAUAAAUAUUUUCUCAUGUUUAGCAGGUCUAUGUUUAACUAAUUUUCUACGUUUUUGUAUGUUAUAAUUGUUACAUUUUUAUCAUAAUAUUUAAUGUGAGUAAAUCUUUUUUAAUAAUUACUUUUAAUACGUGUUAUAUAUGUUAUUUACAAAAAUUUUUAAUAAAUUAAAGUUAUAUAUUUUAA